AUGGAAGAUUCUCUUUUAUCGGGAGACGAGCAGAUAACCACCGGAAAUCUAAAGCAAACGCCGUCAUGGCGGUUGGAUUUCACGGCGGAGAUGAAGAACGUCAGCUGCAUGGCCGCACCUAUGGCCACCGUUACCGUUGCUCAGUAUCUAUUGCCUCUUAUCUCCAUCAUGGUCGCCGGUCACCGUGGCGAGCUCCAGCUCUCCGGUGUCGCUCUUGCCACUUCCUUCGCAAACGUCUCCGGCUUUAGCAUCAUGGCUGGGUUAGUGGGUGCACUUGAAACUCUUUGUGGCCAAGCUUAUGGAGCCAAACGAUACGCCAAAAUGGGAACUUACACUUACUCUGCAAUAGCCUCCAACGUACCCAUUUGUUUCCUCAUUUCGAUUGUUUGGAUUUACAUGGAAAAACUCUUGAUUUCAAUCGGACAAGACCCUGAAAUCUCCAAGCUAGCUGGCUCCUAUGCGGUCUGGCUUAUACCUGCGUUGUUCGCUCAAGCUGUUCAACAACCUCUGACUCGGUUUCUCCAGACUCAGGGUUUGGUUAUACCUCUUCUUUAUUGUGCCUUGACCACCCUUUUAUUCUAUAUACCUGUUUGUUGGACUCUGGUCUUCACGUUUGGUCUCGGAAGCAAUGGAGCUGCCCUGGCUAUUAGUCUGUCUUACUGGUUUAACGUCUUGAUUCUUGCUGUCUAUGUGAGAUUCUCCAGUUCUUGCGAGAAGACUCGCAGUUUUGUAUCUCAUGAUUUUGUCUCUGGUGUCAAGCAGUUUUUUCAUUAUGGAAUUCCAUCAGCAGCAAUGACUUGCUUAGAGUGGUGGUUGUUUGAGCUCCUUAUAUUGUCCUCAGGACUCCUCCCUAACCCAAAACUGGAGACCUCUGUUCUUUCAGUUUGUCUUACAAUAGGAUCUCUACACUAUGUCAUUCCAAUGGGUAUUGCUGCUUCUGCGAGCACAAGGAUUUCAAACGAAUUGGGAGCCGGAAAUCCCAAGGUUGCUAGGCUGGCAGUGUUUGCCGGUAUUUGCCUUUGGCUCCUAAAGGCUACUAUUUGUAGCACGAUUCUCUUCACUUUCAGAAAUAUCUUCGGCUAUGCUUUUAGCAACAGCAAAGAAGUUGUGGACUAUGUCACAGAGCUAUCACAUUUGCUCUGUCUCUCAUUUAUCGUUGAUGGAUUUUCCGCGGUGCUUGGUGGGGUUGCUAGGGGAAGUGGAUGGCAACAUAUUGGAGCUUGGGCAAAUGUAGUGGCUUACUAUCUCAUAGGAGCUCCGGUUGGACUUUUCUUAGGUUUUUGGUGUCACAUGAAUGGGAAAGGGCUAUGGAUCGGUGUGAUCUUUGGGUCUACGGCGCAAGGAAUCAUACUGGCUAUAGUCACUGCUUGCAUGAGUUGGAACGAACAGGCUGCCAAGGCAAGAAAAAGAAUAGUCGUAGGGACUUCUUCGUUUGGCAAUGGAUUUGCUUGA
Messenger RNA from Eutrema salsugineum, 1452 nucleotides. Its product is annotated as protein DETOXIFICATION 6. The record is from RefSeq and is a predicted model, not a curated record. Gene Ontology annotation, molecular function: xenobiotic transmembrane transporter activity; antiporter activity. Gene Ontology annotation, cellular component: membrane. Lineage: Eukaryota; Viridiplantae; Streptophyta; Magnoliopsida; Brassicales; Brassicaceae. The coding region runs from base 1 to 1452 and encodes 483 amino acids. Gene Ontology annotation, biological process: xenobiotic detoxification by transmembrane export across the plasma membrane. The transcript is spliced from 7 exons.